Messenger RNA from [Torrubiella] hemipterigena, 1203 nucleotides. Lineage: Eukaryota; Fungi; Ascomycota; Sordariomycetes; Hypocreales; Clavicipitaceae. The record is from the annotation of a GenBank genome assembly.
AUGGAGUGCUUCAAAGACGAACUCUCUGCCGUAUUCCAACACAGUUUUGAGGUUAGGGUCUCGCAUACCAAUAGACAGGACCAAUGGUAUAAACGGCGCCUCCAAAGCUGGAAAACGACGACAAAGAACCAAGGGCCAUUGAUUCUGAGCCCAACAGCAUCCAAAUCAGAAUGGGCACCAAAGGUCCUUAACUGCACAUCGCGUUUUGCAAAGCACAUCCGGUCAUCAGCAGCAGACGAGCUCGCACAGCCCCGCGACCAGUCGCUACCAACAAAGCUAUUCCCAGAUACUGUAUUUCAAGGCCAAUCUCUGAUGGCAGAGGUGCGAGAAGGACAUACCAGCCUACCACUUACACCUCUAGCACCUUCCAUGCAACGUAUUGACUUUUGGCUCGCGGACAAGAACAAUGGCGAGCGCGCUAGAGCGACAAAAGCAUUACUACAACUUGGAAUGCUUUCACCUCUGUUGAAGAUUACCGCAAAGCGAUCUUCCAAGAUGAAAGAAGCUGCAUUCAUUAGACACAGACUAUUGAGAUGCGAAGAUUGGCAUGAUGACGGCUGGCUCGCGAUAGCCGAUGAUGUUGCGCAAGUGGCCGUUUUUAUCGUUGCCAUGGCUGCAUACCCAGAAGCGCUGGCCAAAAACAAGGCUUAUGUUGAUUGGAUACCCCUUGGAAAAUUUAUUUCAAAUGAAACGCCCGUGGAACGAUUUAUGGCGCUCCAUAGCCACAGAGCAGACGACGGCAGUGGUAUGAAUCAAUUGCUAGACCAAUGUGUGACAACCAUGGUGCACGUCACAGCUCUCGGCACCGCGUCUGGACUUGAUGCUAUUGAUUGGGAAACAAAGCUAAAUGAAGCAGUCUUACUAUUUAUUGGCUUCGAGUCUUGGAACCGCGAGAGACAUGGACAGGGCUAUCUAGGGUCCAACCUCAACAAGCCGCGGCACGCCAGCUGGUUGACUCAAGGUGUCGAUGACGGAGAUGACAUCGUGGCCAGCUCUGACGAUAACGUGGUGAGGGGACCUGUGAAGCCUCGUGAUCCGUUACAUUUGCGACCUGAAAAGGCCAAGCCCCUGGAUGAUGAGAGUGCGGGCGCGAGCGAUUCAGACAAAGACGAACUGAGCAUUAUGGAAACAAAGGAGGCGGAUUAUGGAAAGAAACGAAGCACAAAAUACCAAACGCGACAGAACAAGCGACGGAUGCCCUAG